AUAGGUACCAGUAAUCUCGCGCGAAAAAAGGGUCGAAGUGGUUUAUAAAACGCCUUAGAAAAGUGUGCUUAGAACUCCGUUGUAAUGUCUAAAAGGCCAAAAUCAAAAGCUGUUGUUGACUCAGAUAGUGAUGAUUCAGAAGAAGAAGUUGUGGACGAAUCCCCCAAAAAGAAAAAAUCUUCCAAGUCAAGCUCYACUGUAGAUGAUGCUAAACAAGAUGAUGGUAGCUACGUAUUUCCAAUUGCCAAGAAACGCCAAGUCUCAGUGAGAGAAUUCAAAGGCAAAGUUCUUGUUGAUAUAAGAGAGUUUUAYGAGGAUAGCAAUGGCGACAUGAAACCAGGAAAAAAAGGUAUAUCUCUUCAAGUUGAMCAAUGGCAGAAGCUAAAAGAUAUCAUGGAUGAUAUUGAUGCAGCCAUUGAAAACUUCUAAGUGAAGCAAACUUUUGUAUAUUAUUAAUGUUCAAUUAUUUCCUARAAAGUUAUUUAUGGAGUAUAAUUCUCCCAGAUAAGCAAUGUCUAAAGAACACACCAUAUCAAACAAAACCCUUUUUCAAUUGCAUCAUCGAGCCUAAGACCAAAUGGGAGGAUGGGAAAAGAAAUAAUAWAAUAUUAAGCUAAUACCAUAGACCAUUAUAUAGCAGUGUUUUCUCUAUGUUGAAGCUGUUUUGUCAAUAUUCCACAGUUUAAAGGGAUUCCAUAGAUAGUUUUCUUAGAAAGAUUUGUUCAUGUGUACAAAAAUACUUCAGUUGUCUUGAGACCUUAUAUAUUGAUAUCCAAAAAUCAUUAAUAAAAGAAAGUUAUUGUGAA
This is a messenger RNA of Exaiptasia diaphana, 806 nucleotides long. Its product is annotated as activated RNA polymerase II transcriptional coactivator p15. Gene Ontology annotation, molecular function: transcription coactivator activity; DNA binding. The coding region runs from base 85 to 429 and encodes 114 amino acids. The transcript is spliced from 4 exons. Lineage: Eukaryota; Metazoa; Cnidaria; Anthozoa; Actiniaria; Aiptasiidae. Gene Ontology annotation, biological process: positive regulation of transcription initiation by RNA polymerase II. The record is from RefSeq and is a predicted model, not a curated record.